Plasmodium malariae is the source of this 720-nucleotide messenger RNA. The record is from the annotation of a RefSeq genome assembly. NCBI's taxonomy places the organism in Eukaryota, Apicomplexa, Aconoidasida, Haemosporida, Plasmodiidae.
UUAGGAGCAACUAAGAAAAAAAAAAUUAUUUGUAUAUUUGAACAAGAUUAUAAACUUGAUGGUACUACAUGAUAAUUUGAUUUAUUAAACCAUUUAAAAGAAACACAUAUUAAUAUAUAUAAUAUUGAAUAUAAUCUUAAUAAUAAUUGUAAACAGAGAAAUAUGAUGCCUACAUUAAUUAGUUAUAGUUUUAGUGAUCAUGAGUACCUUAUUGUAUUGAAUGCAUGAUUAAACGAAAAAAUAAAAGGUUAUAUAUAUGCAGGAUCUAAAUGUGAAUAUAAAAUAAAAUUAUAUGAGCUACACAUUCAGAAAUUGACGAAUAUAGAUAGUGAGGAAUAGUGUACAAGAAGUGAAUCUACUUAUAACUGUUAUAUUUCACAUGAAUUAAAAACUGCUUUUUCUGUUGGUUUUACUAUACGGGGAAUUUUUGUUUUUUUGUAUAAGUUUAUAUAAGAAUUAUCGUUAAUAAAUAUGAAACUUAAGAAUAAAAUUUCACUUUAUUUUCAUUAAAAUAUUAUUGUUGUUAUAUAUAUAUAAACAUAUUUCAUUUCUUUUCGUUUUAUAUUAUAGUUCAGUCCCAUGGGACACUGAAUUCAUAGUCACCUAAGAAUAAUAAAGGACAUAAUUCCCGAAGAAUCACGUGAAUUAUUAAAAAUAUUUGCUGAAAAUGGGAUUUCACAUUCAGAAGACGAAGGAAUUAGGAUAGGUUAUCAUUCUUCA